AUGUCUAGUCAGAUGAGGCGUCUCAUGAUGAAGCAGCGACAGAAUGGUCGCUACUAUCAUGGCCAGCAGCAGCAGCAGCAGCAGCGCCAAAGGGAUUAUGCUGAUGAGGUGCACCCUUCCACCAGACGAAAUCAACGUGAUGAUGUCGACAAGAGAAGUACAACAGGGAAAAAUAAACGUUCCCGCGGAGAGGAAGGGAUACAGGCCACUGCUGCAAAUGGUGAGGAAGUUAUUGAACGACUUGGAAUCAUCCCCAAAGUUACGCUUGAUGAGAUGGGUGGACUCGCAAAAGAGAUACCGAUUAUUAAAGAAUUGAUCGAACUGCCCAUCCGCUCACCUCAUUUGUUUAGCCGUCUUGGGGCGGAUCCUCCAUGCGGUGUACUUCUUCAUGGCCCACCAGGGUGCGGUAAAACAAAGUUGGUGCAUGCAAUUGCAGGCUCACUAGAGACACCACUAUUUUUUGUGGCGGCACCUGAAAUUGUUUC
Trypanosoma cruzi is the source of this 485-nucleotide messenger RNA. Its product is annotated as vesicular transport protein (CDC48 homologue), putative. The annotation marks the transcript as partial. The transcript has a single exon. Gene Ontology annotation, molecular function: ATP hydrolysis activity; ATP binding. The record is from RefSeq and is a predicted model, not a curated record. NCBI's taxonomy places the organism in Eukaryota, Euglenozoa, Kinetoplastea, Trypanosomatida, Trypanosomatidae.